Venustampulla echinocandica is the source of this 1572-nucleotide messenger RNA. RefSeq lists its product as uncharacterized. NCBI's taxonomy places the organism in Eukaryota, Fungi, Ascomycota, Leotiomycetes, Helotiales, Pleuroascaceae. Gene Ontology annotation, cellular component: cytoplasm. Gene Ontology annotation, molecular function: homogentisate 1,2-dioxygenase activity. The record is from RefSeq and is a predicted model, not a curated record. The transcript is spliced from 2 exons. Gene Ontology annotation, biological process: L-phenylalanine catabolic process. Bases 1 to 1572 code for a protein of 523 amino acids.
AUGCCUACAACAACUAGCACCAUAGACGCCGUCGCGGCUCCCGCCACGCUUCCUGUCCAGGAGCCCACCAAGGAAGCCAUAGCAGAACCUGUCACUAUCGAUGUCAAGACUGCUACCAAAGCCCCUUUCGACACUCGAACCUUUCACUGGACAGAUGCCAAAUCCAAGAAGGCCACAAGGCCUGAAGAUCCUUACACUUACCUUCAUGGCUUUGGAAACGAGCAUCAAUCAGAGUUGAUUCCAGGCGCUCUACCAAUUGGACAGAACUCGCCGCAGCUGUGUGCCUAUGGGCUCUAUGCCGAGCAGAUCACUGGUUCCUCCUUCGCGGCUACUCGCGCCAACACGCAGAGGGAUUUCCUAUAUCGCCGUCGCCCUGCAGCCGUUCAUGACGCGUAUCGUGAUGCCGCAAGCAAUCCCAGCCUUACUGGUUCCUUCCUUCCUAUGAACCAAGAUUUACACAGCAUCCCAUCCCAAUUAUCAUGGUCGGCGUUCAAGAUACCAGAAAAGCAGAGCGGCUCCGUAGACUUCACUCAGGGUAUCCAGACGCUUGGGGGAAGUGGACACCCCAACCUGCGCGAGGGGCUUGCGUACCACAUCGUCGCCUUCAAUAGCAACAUGGAGAAUAAAGCCUUCGUGAACAGCGAUGGGGAUUUUCUGAUUGUGGCCCAGGAAGGGCAUAUGGACAUCACCACCGAAUUUGGCAAGAUCUAUCUGCAACCGUCCGAGAUCUGCGUCAUCCAACGCGGCCUUCGCUUCAAGGUAGACAUCGUUGACGAGCAUUCGCCGAACGGUGUACGAGGAUACAUCAUCGAAACCUGGGGCUCAAAAUGGGAGCUUCCCGAGCUCGGCCCACUGGGGAUGUAUGGACUCGCGAACUCUCGCGACUUCCUCUCCCCAACCGCAGAUAUUGAUACGACCUCCACGGGAUCUUGGACGGUCAUCACGAAACAGAUCGACAAGUACUACGCGGCCACUCAGAGCCACACGCCAUUUGAUGUCGUGGCCUGGCACGGCAACUACGUGCCCUACAAGUACGACCUGACCAAAUUCGCAUAUCAGAACUCCGUCGCCAUCGACCACACCGACCCCUCGAUCAAUACCGUCCUCACUGCCCAGUCGCGGGACGCCCAGUCUCCGCUCUGCGACUUCCUGAUCUUUGGUCCCCGCUGGGACGUUGCGCAGAACACGUUCCGCCCGCCUUACUUCCACCGCAACAGCGCGUCGGAGUUCCUGGCCAAGAUCUACGGCCCAACUGGCGGCGGGCGCUCCGAGGUAUUUGUGCCCGGCGGCGCGAGCUAUGAGGCCGGAUUCACGGCGCAUGGUUCGGCGGAUGAGCGUGCGAUCGGCGCCAUGUAUAUGGACUUGCAACCCAUGCGGGUCGGGUUGAAUCAGCUGACCUUCAUGCUGGAGAGCAACCGUAGUUUAAUGUUUACGAACUGGGCGUUGAGAGAUAGCGAGGUGCUUGUUUCGGAGGACAUCCCGGCAGAUGCGUGGGACGCCGCACCUGACCGCUUUGGCAAGGAUCCAGAGGCACUGGAGUAUCUGAAAGGGAUUGGAAGGGCCUUGUCUUAG